AUGUUCAUCUAUUUAUCUAAAAAGAUCGGCAUCCCAUCAGAAACCGAACUUCACUGCGUCGAAUGGAAUCACAACACGAACUUUAUAGCUGCCGGUGGAACGAAUGGAAUCUUGAAAAUUGUAAAGUUGGCUCCAAUCGAGACACCGGGACAAGGGAAAGCUACAACAACAGCCAAAGGUCGAGGCGAUCCAAAAGGACUCGCUACACCGACGAAUUUAUCUGUCAAUCAGAAUUUAGAAGGACACACAGGUACUGUAAUCUGUGCCUCGUGGAACGAAAUGUAUCAAAAAUUGACGACAAGUGACUCAAAUGGAUUAAUCAUCGUUUGGAGUUUACACAAUGAGAGCUGGUAUGAAGAGAUGAUCAACAACAGAAAUAAAUCGAUGGUGGUCGGGAUGGCGUGGAGUAUUGAUGGAUCGAGGAUCGCGAUCGCGUAUCAAGAUGGUCAAGUAAUCGUGGGCACAAUGGACGGGAAUCGAGUGUGGAACAAGGAAUUGCCCAGUCAGCUGGCUGCUUGUUGUUGGACUCACGAUGGAUCCUCACUCCUUUUCGGUCUCGUUGAUGGAGAAGUUCAUGCUUAUGACAGUCAAGGAAAUUUUCUGCAAAAACUUCACAUGGUUGCGCUAGAGAAUGUGGAAUUGGAAACAGCAUUAGCAAAGGAUCUACGAAGAGACAAAAUCGUUUCCCUUCGAUGGUGGGCACCGGUGCCGAAAACGAAAUAUAUCGAAUCGGGAAGCAUUCAACACCGUCAAACUCAAAUGUUCAACCGACCACAGGGUGAAGGAGCAGCGCCUAGAUUGCCGAGACAACAAACUUUUGAUGGGGUGGCUGAGGUUCGUGGCGAUGCUCGACCCCGUCUCCUUAUCGCUUACGAGCACGGUGUUAUUCAAUUGAUGAGAAAUGAAAGUGAUACAAAUUCAAUCCUCGUCCGUCUUCCACAAAUGUCAAUUUCCUGCGCGGCGUGGGCUCCAAACGGAGGUUUCCUCUCAGUGACCGGUCAACAAAUGGAUCUCCCACAAAAUGAUCGAAAUGUUGUCAUAUUUUUGACAGCAUAUGGACAAAAAUUACGACUUCUUAAAGUGCAAGGGAUUUCACUGACGAGUUGUGCUUGGGAUCCAACGGGUCUCCGAGUUGCUCUCUCCGUCGAUAGUAAUAUCUAUUUUGCGAAUAUUCGACCGGAUUACAUUUGGGGUUACUGUAGUCAAACGGUUGUUUAUGCGCAUGAGACUGAUCGAGGAGAGUUCCGUGUGGUCUUCUUCGACACACAACAAGAAGAGUUCUACUCGAAACCGGUUCGUUUCCUUGAAGCGAUCACCUGUUUCGAUGAGUACUGUGUGAUUGGGAGUCGAGCCGAAGACGGACAUGGAUCUUUUCUCUGUCAGUUGUGCAAUGGAAUGGGCACACCGCUAGAUUUUAAGUACACCGAAGUCCGUCCGCUGAACAUCGCGAUGAACGGAGUGGCUUGUGUGAUCGCCUCUGAAGACAGUUUCUACAUUUGGCAUUUCAAUCUACCCAAGAAAAGCUCUCUCAACUAUAUCUCUUUACAAAAACCGUCUACAGAACAAGACAUAGUCCAUUUUCUUGAUGGUGGACCUCAAAAUUCGUUCAAUCCACAAAGAAAAAAGAAAGCAAAUGAUGGAAUUUGUUCGAUUGCUAUUGCUGAUACUUAUUUUAUUAUGGCAACGGAAAGCGGUUCUCUCUAUAAAUUUGCUCUUUCUGAUGGAACUCGAUUAGGAAAAUUUCCAAUACUUGCAAAUAUUGAGAAGAUGUAUUUUAAUUGCAAUUACACAAAAUUGGCAAUUGUCAAUCAUCAUGCGAAUAUGAGAUUGUUUGAAGUGAAUGAUGAUGCUUUUUCAUCAAUUCCAGGGAUUGAGAGGAGAGAUGUUUGGAAUCUCAAAUGGGAUCAUGAAAAAGAUGACACAAUGGCUGUGAUGGAGAAAACUCGAUUGAUUGUGAUUAGAGGGAAAGACACUGAAGAACCUGUUGUUUCUUCUGGCUACAUAGCAUCUUUCAAAGGUCUCACUGUGAGAACUGUACUAGUUGAUCAGUUUUUGCAACACCCUGACAAUCCUGAGAAGAAAUUUGUGAUUGAUAUUGAAGUAAAGGCUCUUCGUGACGCAAAAUAUCUCCUUGACAAGAUGAAAGUUUCUGAGGCAACAGCUUACAUUGAAAGAAAUCCACAUCCAAGAUUAUGGUCUCUUCUUGCUGAAGUUGCGUUGAAUAAGAGCGAUCUCACAACAGCUGAACACGCCUAUGUUAUGCUUAAAGACUAUCAUGGAUUACAAUUUUGCAAAAGAGCUGCGAAAAUUGAUAACCCUCAAAUCCGGCAAGCUGAAAUCUAUGCUCAUUUGGGUCGUUUGGAUGAAGCUGAGCAGCUAUUUAUGCAAGCAGAUAGAAGAGAUCUAGCCAUUGAUAUGUAUAAAACGUAUCAAGAUUGGUUCCGAAUUUUGAAAAUCUUGCAAACGAGCAGUGGACCUGGAGAUGAUGCAUUGUUGAGACAGAUCUAUGACAAAUUGGGAGACUAUUUCUUCGAGAGACAAAAAUGGCAAAACGCUAUCCCACAUUAUGAGCAAUCGAAAAAUAUGGAACAAUUGUUUAAAUGCUAUUUGAUGUUAGAUGAUUAUAAUAGUUUACGACAUUUGGCAACUCAAUUGCCUGAUGCACAUCCAUUGCUUAUUGAAUUAGCCGAACUCUUUGGAAACGCUGGACUCUGUGAAUUGUCGGUGGAGAAUUAUCUUCGAUGCGAUCGUCUCAAUGAUGCUUUAGAUAUUUGUAUUCAGUUGAAUCAAUGGGAAAAGGCAGUCACUUUAUCCAGAACGCACAAUCUACGCGAUGUUGACAGUCUUUUGGGAAAGUAUGCCGAAGAUUUAACGGGAAGCAAUGAAAGAACACUGGCUGCUGUGCAAUUGUAUCGAAGAGCUGGAAGAUAUUUGCAAGCGGCAAAGAUUGUUUUCGAGAUUGCUGAUGAUGAGCGUCGAAGAACAGCCUCUCUAUUACGAUUGAAGAAAUUAUAUGUAUUGGGUGCAUUGAUGAUCGAAGAAUAUCAUCAACAACAACGCGCAAAGCUUGCAGAAGCUGAGAGAAAAAAGGACAAAAAUGCGGAUGAGGCAAAAAUCGCGUUAUCCGGUUUAUUGGCGGAGGACAUUUCGGUGAACCUUGAAGAGUCACGAAUGAUCGACAAUGCUUGGAGAGGAGCUGAAGCUUACCAUUUCUUCAUGUUAGCACAAAGACAAUUGUAUCGAGGGAACGCUGAUGCGGCCAUGAAAACCGCCUACUAUCUGAUCGAUUUUGAUGAUAUUCUGGACUCGAUUGAAGUCUACACAUUGCUAGCUCUGACAAGCUGUGUAACGAAACAGUUCUCCGUUGCGAGUCGGGCUUUUAUGAAAUUGGACUCGUUGAAUGAGUUGACGGAAGAAGAAAAAGAUUCGUAUCGAAAAUUGGCUAUUAAGAUUUUUAGCAAAUAUCCACCGACUGAUACAGUUCCAAAUAUGAUUGGUUGUAUUAAUUGUGAUCAAUCGAUUCCCGAUUACUCGAAUAUUUGUCCACAAUGUGAUAUCAGAAUCCCGAUGUGUGUCGUCACUGGAAAACCCUUGUUCGACUACCAAUUCUGGCUCUGCCCCAAUUGCAAGCAUCGUGCUUACGAGCAACACAUUGGCAAUAUAAAGUUUUGCCCUUUAUGCCAUCAUGAAAUCGCG
Molecule: messenger RNA, 3696 nt
Organism: Mesorhabditis belari
Lineage: Eukaryota; Metazoa; Nematoda; Chromadorea; Rhabditida; Rhabditidae
Source: the annotation of a GenBank genome assembly